Messenger RNA from Saimiri boliviensis boliviensis (Bolivian squirrel monkey), 984 nucleotides. RefSeq names its product heme binding protein 2 (gene HEBP2). Gene Ontology annotation, cellular component: cytoplasm. Lineage: Eukaryota; Metazoa; Chordata; Mammalia; Primates; Cebidae. The record is from RefSeq and is a predicted model, not a curated record. Gene Ontology annotation, molecular function: heme binding.
CAAAGCGAGCGAGGCUCCCAGUCCCCGCGGAGGGGCCGGGGCAGGGCGCGCCACCCUUGUCGGAUCUGCCAGGGGUCCGGAGCCGGCCACGCCCUGGUGGCGGUGCCCCCUAGCGGCCCAGGGCCGGGCGCACCCGGCGAGUUCGGGUCUCCUGCUCGGCGGGGAGGAGGGACCGCGUCUGCAGGGCGGGGCCUCCGGGCCUCGGCGGGGCGCGCACACGAAGGAGGGGGGCCGCGGUGCGGGCCCUCGGCGCGGCUGGCCGGGUUCCCGGAGCGUCGCCGCCGCCCAUGGCCGAGCCGCUCCAGCCAGACCCCGGGGCGGCCGAGGUCGCGGCGGUCCAAGCGGUGGAGACGCCGGGCUGGAAGGCUCCGGAGGACGCGGGCCCCCAGCCCGGAAGUUAUGAGAUCCGACACUAUGGACCAGCCAAGUGGGUCAGCACGUCCGUGGAGUCUAUGGACUGGGAUUCAGCCAUUCAAACCGGCUUUACGAAACUGAACAGCUACAUUCAAGGCAAAAAUGAGAAAGAGAUGAAAAUAAAGAUGACAGCUCCAGUGAUAAGCUACGUGGAGCCUGGCUCAGGUCCUUUUAGUGAGUCUACCAUUACCAUUUCCCUGUAUGUUCCCUCUGAACAGCAAUUUGAUCCGCCCAAGCCUUUAGAGUCAGAUGUCUUCAUUGAAGACAGAGCCGAAAUGACUGUGUUUGUACGGUCUUUCGAUGGAUUUUCUAGUGCCCAAAAGAAUCAAGAACAACUUCUGACAUUAGCAAGCAUUUUGAGGGAAGACGGAAAAGUUUUCGACGAGAAGGUUUACUACACUGCAGGUUACAACAGUCCUUUCAAAUUGCUUAAUAGAAAUAAUGAAGUGUGGCUGAUUCAAAAACGUGAACCCUCCAAAGAAAACGAAUGAGAAAAUGAAAGGAAGUUCCACUGUCAGAGGCAAAACGACUGUUUAUCAUAGACAUCAACAGGACCUAAAAGUCAAGUGC